AUGACCCUGGUGAUAAAAGUUUAUGCACCGCUAACCACCAGCUUUUCAGCCCUAUCCCAUCCUCACGAUGACGAAGAUGAGCGCGAGCCCUACUCACGCAUGAGGCAUGCAACGGCAGAUUUUACCGAAGCCGACGACGAUGAUGAUUCCAACGACGGGCUUGGGCCCAACGAGGAUCCGCCCAGGAGGCGUGACUCGGGCACUGUUCUUCCUCUGUUCUCCGAAUCCCAUCUCGACUCCUUACCGGUCUACAGCAUAACGCAUGCUAUCCGAAUUAUUGUCCAGACCCGCACUGAGACAACAUUGACAUGGGAUCAGCUGCGCUCUCCGCAGGUGUCUCAGUUUCUUGUCAAACCCAUGCAGGUGCAGAUCCGCCAGCAGCACUUUUCGAGAGCUACCAUCUACGCCCUCAUGGCCAACUGCCUACAGUUCUCCAAAGAGGGUCAGCUGAAUCCAGGAAACGCCGGCGCCAGCAGCACGAGAGCCAAAGUCUGCGAGUUGUUGGCCAUCAAGAUAUUAAAGGAGUACAGUACCCGAGAGCUCAUCGACGCGCUCUCAUACGACUUCUACCCACUACAAGGUCUGCCGGGCGUACAGACGCCUGUCACACCUCGGGAGGGAAAGGCAAAGCAGGCCGCGGCAAGGACGUCCACCCUCGAGGUUGCUAUACGUGCCUCCGCCAAGCAUUUUCUUGCGCAUCCCCUUGUCGUGCAGCAGCUGGAGGCCAUCUGGAACGGUGCCAUCAGUUUCUAUUCCUCGGCGGAUAACCUGCAUCGUCCUCAUGUUCGUGCCUCGCUACCAAGUUCCAAUGGACACAGCCCCGUCCGCGGCCGCAACGGCAACGAGAGGACGCCUCUACUUCACUUUCAGAAGGGAUACGAGCGGAACAGAGGGACUCCUACUCAGCCUGCACGGCGUACGGUCACCCUGUACGAUCCACGCAACGCUUCCAUGUUCAAACUGUCUCGGCUCCGAGUUCCACGGUACAGACAGUUCUUCUCCACUUGCUCACUCGCCAUCCUCAUAGGCCUAUUCCUGGCUGUUCUCAUCGAGAGAUCUCACAGCAUCACCAGUCUGGAAUUGAUCUUCUGGCUCUGGAGUGCCGGAUUCAUGCUGGAUGAGCUAGUUGGCUUCACCGAGCAAGGCUUCUCGCUCUACAUAAUGUCUUUCUGGAACAUCUUCGAUCUGGGUAUCCUCGUAUUGCUGAUCAUCUACUACUGCAUGCGGAUAUAUACGGUAUUCUUGGUGGGCUCGUCCACAGGCGUCGACGCUUACGACAUCUUGGCCGCAAAUGCUGUCCUCUUGCUGCCGCGAAUCUUCUCUGUCCUUGAUCACUACCCUUACUUUUCUCAGAUCAUCCUCGCAAUGAAGAUCAUGAGUGUGGAUCUGGCAGCAGUGUUUAUCUUGAUCUUCAUCUCUUGCAGCGGAUUCUUCGUCUUCUUUCUUGCCAACACCAAAUCGGACGCUGCUGAGGUGGCGUUCAAGAUCUUCCAGUUGUUGAUGGGCUUUACGCCUGCCGCCUGGGACGUCUGGCCUGAGUACUCAUGGCUCGACAAGGCACUGAUGGUGUUGUUUCUUAUCAUUUGCCACUUUGUCGUCGUAACGGUCCUCAUCACAGUCCUCACCAACUCGUUCAUGUCCAUUGCCUCGAAUGCGAAGGAGGAACAUCAAUUUCUGUUUGCGAUCAACACGAUUGCUCUGGUCAAGGAUCAGUCUUUGUUCUCGUAUGUUGCUCCUGGCAACAUAUUCGCGUGGGUCUUGAUGCCGCUUCGCUACUGCAUGCCGCUACGCCAUUUUGUCUGGCUCAAUCGCACCAUCAUCAAAAUCACACACUUCCCGCUGUUGCUUUUGAUAUUUCUAUACGAGAAAAGGAUUCUGGCCCCGUCCAUGUAUGAGCCAACGGAUUUUGUGGACAACCCUAGCAUGGGUCGACCGAGAGCCGUAUCGAUCAAUCCAGUAGGAAGACCGUCGCUGUUCUCACCUACGAUCCGCAUCCGGGAAGAGUCCGUGGCUGGCUUUCAACAAGACCGUGCACUCGAGGAGGUCUUCCGGCGCACGCCAGAUUUCGCAUCGUUACGGACGCAGAGAAUGAACGAACGCAGGAAAACACAGAACGCCAUUCGGAGCUGGAUGGACCACCACGAUGCCAUUCCAGAGUCCCCUAACCACCUCGCAACGUUGGACGGCCGAGCACAGCAGGAUUGGGCACGAAAGCUCAGUUUGGGAAGAGAAGGGCCCCCGCGGAGGCGACACAUCUCGGAAACCAGAUCUGUUGCAAGUGAUCCUGCAGACUUCGUCUCAAUUAGCGGGUUUCCGGCAGCCAAUGAGGGGGGGUAUUUUGAUAGUGUUGAUCGCAGAGAUCAUGCAGAACAGACCAUUUUGAAGGAUCAAGAUGCUGAUGAUGAGCUGGUCACGAACGAUGAAGACGAGGAUGAAGCCACGGCUCCCAGUCGACAUAGCCAGUCAAGAUCUCGCGCGGAUGACUUGGAAGACUACUUCAGGACGCCGAUCGCAACUCGAUUCAACGACAUCAUGAUACCGACCUCCCUCGAUACCUCGCAUCGGUCGCCAAUGCGUCAGCAGCAGUCUCAACCACCGAAACGCGCAGGCUUACAUAGCCGUACCCUUUCCACGAAUACAAUCCUCUACAAUCCACCGACCAUAUCCCGUCGACUCCUUGACAACGACAAUGACGAUGGAGAGACCUCGCCCGGGGCUGCGCAGGGCAGGAGCAGGCCUCGGAUGAUCAACACUCGGACGGCACCAUUGGAUAGUCCAGCGCAACGAUCACCGCGGCGCACUUCUUUCCUUGAAAAUCCUCGCCCUCGCCCCAACAUACCGCCUCGAGAAGCCAUGCAUACGACAGGCAACAUCCAGCGCCUCGGAAAGGGACUAACAAUUGAACCUAACGGUCCACGGCGCGGCAAGGCCCGCCGCAUGUCCUCGUCCGAUCUGCUCGAGGUUCACUCCGACCUGGCCGGCAUGGCGGACCAUGAUGCCUUUAAUGGCGUGUCUUCCAGCUUCGUGACACAGAUGGCAAUGGCAACUGGGAUGAUCACGCCAGGUGCACACCGGCCCAGUGAGAAGGCCCAACGGGAGCGUGACAACGAUCGCGACCGGAUGAGUCGUCUGGUGUUGGCACGGAUGAAGACGCUCGAGGAAGGCUUCGCAGACGUCGUCAAGGAGAUGCGAGGGUUUCAGAGAUCCUCGGCCAUGCCCUCCACGGCUCACACAUCUGCUUCUGAAGGAACGGGAUCCAUAAGCUGGCAUGGCGAAGGCGAGGAGAGGAUACGACCACUCACGACCCUGAACAUGGAAAGACCGGGCGGAGGCUCCCCUGGAAAAGCUUCCAAGACGAGUUCAACGACAAAAGCUAGCAGUGUGAUAUUGCGGUCGCCUGUUGGUUCCCAGGGAGGUGGGUCGAAGGGCAAGGGGAAGCUGGUCGAGACAAGCGGAGAAGAGGACUAUGACGGGUGGGACGACGACAGGUCUGCGAGGAACAAGACAGCAUGGCGGCAGGAUUGAAGGCAACAGAAGGAGCAGGCUGGGCUGGUUGAGAUGUCUGGGGCUAACACGAGUUUAUAUCGGCUGAAUCUGGUCGCGGUUGCAUGCCAUAUGCUACGUACAAUAUCUUACUGCUGCUCGAACAGUGGGCAUCAAAGGAAAUGGGAAUAAUUUUGAAUGC
Molecule: messenger RNA, 3685 nt
Organism: Cryphonectria parasitica EP155
Lineage: Eukaryota; Fungi; Ascomycota; Sordariomycetes; Diaporthales; Cryphonectriaceae
Exons: 7
Coding region: 1-3525 (1174 amino acids)
Biological process (GO): monoatomic ion transport; transmembrane transport
Cellular component (GO): membrane
Molecular function (GO): monoatomic ion channel activity
Source: RefSeq, a predicted model, not a curated record